Messenger RNA from Sclerotinia trifoliorum, 1979 nucleotides. The record is from the annotation of a GenBank genome assembly. NCBI's taxonomy places the organism in Eukaryota, Fungi, Ascomycota, Leotiomycetes, Helotiales, Sclerotiniaceae.
CUGCAACUCGGGAAGAUAUCUUCAUCAUCCUUCCAUAUCAGGCUUUCCUAAGUCCACUCAUCGGCGCCACACUACGCUGCUGUCCAACAACGUAUCUAGGGGUACCACAGCGCUAAAGUAUCGAAUACGCUUCUGCUAUUGGGCUGCUGGCUCGGUUAACAAAGAUAGUGCUCGUCUAUCAAUCUCGACAACUGACAUUAUCGUCGGUCAGAUUCAGUACAGAAGACUAGAAUCCGUGCCUAGACUUGCUUUUAAGAACUAUGGCUCAGAAUUCAGCACAACGGACGCGCGACCAACUUUUACGGGCUGGAUGGACAACAGAACAGAUAGAUGAGGAAAGGAGCCAUUAUCCAAGAUCCUCGGGCCAAAAUCAUCCUGUGCCAUCUGUUGCAUCAGGAAGUUAUUGUUCAUAUAGCACAUCAGUGCAGUCUCAGUCUGUUGGGUCGCAAAGCAAUCAUCCAUCAGUAAGAAAUACGGAAGAACCCAGAGAAUAUAUUUCCUACUCCGCAAAUAUUGUCCAACCUCAACCGGUUUAUGCCGCAGGGAACACGAAUUUGCCAGAUUAUUCUUCGGGUGUACAUACCGUGCAUUCUAGCGAUCUUCGUGCAGCAUCAAUCGUAGAUCCCCGUGAAGUUCAAGCUCAGGGUUACGGAAACGCUGCUAUUGUUUAUGCUGCAGCUCAAUCUGCAACUCGUCACUUUGUAGACGAUCAGGCUCAUGGGCAACACCAAGGCUAUUACCCACUUGAGCGUCAGGGUUCUAUCCGCCCGGGAACCGUAGGGACACCGGUAGGAAUAGAGCAGCUAAAGACUGAAAUACCAGGAGCAAAGGCAAUUCCAUAUAGGGGUACAAGGGAUGAUCCUGGAGAACGACCUUACGGAAUCUGGCCUGAUUCACCAUGGGACUCGGGUUAUUCCCCCACCUUCACGGGGAAGAAUUGCAAUGAAGGUUGUGUGGCUAAUUUAUGGGAAGGUGUCUGGAGGGAUGAAACGGAAGAACAAGUCUGUCUCCUAUUUGAUCAUGUGGAUUUCUAUCGACUAGCAUACAUCACUACGGUUCAUCGGGGAACGGUUGAGAGACCAGGAUUCACGGAGUUCAGCAAAGAAACACAAGAUUACAAGAUUAUCAACAGUCUGAAUGACAUAGUGAAAAUACUCAACAUCGCCGGGAGACCACCAGGGUUCGAAAGAAUAAGCCAAAGACGGCCAGGUAACGGCUUUACUUGUCAGCAAGUGUCAGACUUGCUUUCUAUUCUCGCCAACAAAGAGAAUCCCAAUCGUGGAAAUGCAUUUGGCCAGGUACUGGCAUGGGCAAAUUCCGGUGAUCUUUCUCCAAAGAGAGUCCUUCGCAAUGUACCAGAAAGCAUUGUGAAAUAUUAUGGAUUCCAAAACCAUGAGGCUUUGGCCGAUAAGCGAUUCCGCUGGGAAUGGCUCAUCAAGAGUUUUUUAUAUAAAGAAGAUCCUAACCCAGAUCACGCACACUGGUACAUCGAGGGGCCAUCAAAGGGCAAAAAGGUCAGGAAGCCUUCAGAAUCGGACAGUAGGACGAAACGUUCUACAUCUUCCAAUACGGUCUCCUCGGACCACUCUCGUCGCCCCAUUGCUUUCCCAAGUCAAGAUUCUCAUAAGCCACGAAACAAAAGGCAUCAAGCUGAGGAACACUAAUCCUGACGGUGGAAAUCGAGUGUACAGGAGGAAGCGACAGGUGUUAGAUAUUAGACGCGCUGGACGCCUUAAUUGGAUAUUGUUAGAUAUCGAGAGGUUUGAUGCGCUAGCCGCACGGCCGAGGAUGCCUUUUAGGUAAAGUAGGGUAGUCAUAGAUGCUGGUCGCACUGCCUAAAGACAUAGGUAGACUACCUAGAAACAGAUAGAUAAUACUUAACCAUGUUGCCUUUACACAUCCAUUCCCUUAAAUUUUGCUUUUGAAUCCAUUUGAUUCUAUGAAGUAUUAAAAGCAUUUGCCUCCGGACUGAGAUCCGA